Molecule: messenger RNA, 3016 nt
Organism: Adelges cooleyi (spruce gall adelgid)
Lineage: Eukaryota; Metazoa; Arthropoda; Insecta; Hemiptera; Adelgidae
Product: pancreatic triacylglycerol lipase-like
Exons: 10
Coding region: 1674-2831 (385 amino acids)
Biological process (GO): lipid metabolic process
Molecular function (GO): lipase activity
Source: RefSeq, a predicted model, not a curated record
AAUAUUUUGAUACAAGAAAAUACGACCAAUUUUCUUAGCUAAAUUCGAAUUUACCCUAGAUUUGCUUUAAAACGUCUCGAGAACGUUGAGAAUACAAUGUUGAAAAAACUCGUCCGCACCACAGUUCCAAAACCGCCAUUAGCAUAGUAUAGCUGCUUGUUUACCCCCUUAAGUGAAGGUAAAUGUCAGUCUUAACAAAAACAUUGUGUGCGACAAAUAUUUUUGACAAUGUAGCUGAAGUGUGGGUAGUGCUUAAGAUAACUAUACAUAAAUAUAUCUAUAAAUAAAGAAUACUUAAUUCAUUUAAAAUUAAUAAAUUAAGAUAAUGUGUCCCCUAGUUUUUCUACAUUCACUCACAUUGCCUUCUCGCGCUAGCUCUUUAAUAACAUCGGUUCAAAGUUCCCAAUAGAGUAACAGGUCUUCCCCUCUAUUCGUCUGUUAUGUUAAGUUUUACAAUAAAUAUUUGUGGCGACGUUCGUAGCCGUGUUUCUACUCGACAUCAUUUCCUCGACACGCAUAAAAAGGUUAAGCUGUUCUGACAGUAUGUGUCUCAUAUAAAUUAUCAUCCGUUACAGCUGCUGAGCAAUUCAUAGCAAACUUAACAAAGGACCCUGGUACUUUGAAAUUGCGACAGUAGCAGUCGGCAAUUUGCAAUGUAAAUUAAUUGUACUUCAUACAAAUAAAAUCGUUAUGGCUAUACGGACCCGUAAUACUAAAACGUAUCCGUGAUUCAAUGUUUUUCCGUGGAGCGGAGAAAAGAAUUAGGUUUUAGUUAUAUAUAUAUAUAUAGAUAUCUUUUCUCUAAUCUUAUAUACUCGGCAAGUAUCACAUCCAGCGUUACGUUUCGGACAAAUUUUUAGAAUGACCCCCAGCGAUAAAACAUAUACAUGUUAAAAAAAAGAUUAGUAUAAAUCUAUUCGUUUUUUUUUUAACUAUUACUUUGUUUAAUGGUUAGCAUUAUCAAAUGACUGACUAAUAAGUAAUAAAGAAUAAUUAUAUUAUAUCAAAUUAAAUGAUAUUUCAACACCUAUUAUAAAAAAAAAAUGAUUGCAGAAAUAAUUACAAAAUAUACAGCUAACAAUUAUUAAGAAACAUAUUUUCAAAAAUUAAGUGUUAUAAUAUAAAGCUUUAUGUUACAUAUAGUAAUUAGUGUACAACGCAAUUGUACUGUAUUUAAUAAAGUUUUAUUUUAUUGUUUAAAUGCGAAAUUCAAAUCAUACAUUGACGUUGAUCUAAUCAACCCAACGAUUCAUUUAAAAUCUUAAUGGAUAAUACAUUUUUCAAAAUUUACCAUAUUUUUCCUUUCCAUCUACCUUCAAUCCAGUACUGCGGACUUUGGCAAACUUCCGGUGUUGGAUUAGGUUUUCCAGUUACAUUCUACUACCUCAUUAUGUCAAAUACCGCGACCUUGUUCCGUUACCCUAGAUUAAUAAAAUUAAUAGUAAUGACUAUCAUAAUAAUCAACACUCGUAUUAAAUCCUUCAUUAAUUAAUGGUUAAACAGAAACCAUGAUAGUAUAAUUAUUAUGCUUAUCAAAUCACUUUAUAGACCUUUUACCAAACUCUCAAGUACUGUCAUGUGUAUAAAAUGAAAACAAAAAAGUUAAUAUUUAAUACUCUUAUAGUAAUACUACUUUGUACACAGCACAAGUCUUACUAGCUGUAUCCGAAACGAUGUCUGGCUAUCACAAAAUAAUGUCCAUUCAAUGCAUUUUAUUGCUAUGCUUAAUAUCGCGUUUAACUAAAGCAGCUGUCGUGGAAAACCAGAAUAUUGUAUCAGUGAAUACCGUAUGUUUUGGUGAAAUGGGAUGUCUGGACUUCAAACCUAAGCCACACGUGAAACCUAACGACAAAUUACAAGAGUUCGUCCUUUAUACCAGGAAGCAUUUCAUAAAGGGUCAGAUACUGAAAGUUAACUCUAGUGAAACAAUAAAAAACUCAAAUUUUAACCCAAAAAAUCCUACAAAGUUCCUCAUUCACGGUUGGCGUUCCGAAUCAGAUAGCCGGCGAAGAUGGAUGCUGACGAUGAAAAAUCAAUUGUUAAUAAAUUCUGACUCUAAUGUUAUAUUAGUACAAUGGCUCAGUGACAUUGACUACCUUCUCGCGAUAGAAAGACUCAAACGAGUGGGAUGGGAAACCGGAAAUUUAAUCAACUAUUUACGGGGCCUCGUGGGACUAGAUCCACAAAAUGUCCAUCUGAUAGGACACAGUUUAGGAGCACAUGCAGCAGGUUAUGCUGGUAAACACUUACAAGGGCUAGUAGGCCGCAUCACAGGGCUCGACCCGGCCGGACCGGGGUUCGAAGAAAUGACUUCUAAACACAGGCUUUAUCAUACGGAUGCACAACUGGUAGACGUCAUACACACGGAUGCACACAUUUUGGGAUUUGGUAUAACAAUUCCGUGUGGCCACGUCGACUUCUAUCCGAACGGCGGUACAAAGCAACCGGGUUGUAUUCAGUUUAACGAUGGUAUUAGGAGACAAGAAAAUGAGUUCCUUUGUGACCACAAAAGAGCCCAAUACCUGUUCAUUGAAUCUAUUAACUCAAAAUGCUCGUUCGUUGCAAACAAAUGCGAUUCAUAUAAGAAAUUCCUACAAGGUACUUGUGAUUCGAACAAUGUAACAGAUAUUACCAUAAUGGGUUUGAAAACAAGAAAACCUUCUUAUCCUCCCGGCACAAAAUACUUUUUAACCACGGCAGAUGCCUCACCGUAUUGCAGACAGAAAUAUAAAGUCCCAUUGAAUUUAACUAAACCCUUAGAAUUUGGCCAAAAGAACAGCGGUUUACUUAACAUUUCAGAUUCUCCACCAAAUGGCGUACCAGCCUUUUGAUCAGCUUUCCUGUCGAUCAAAGGGAAACGACGGAGUCCUAUGGUUAUAUAUAUAUAGGAUCAUAUAUAUCUAAUAUGGUUGUAGAUAUGAUACAAAACUUUUCUUUAUUAACAUAAGUAGAAAAAAUAUUGUAAAUAUAGUAGUGUGUAAUAAAGUAUUUGAUACAGUUUGUCACCCAUAUUUAU